UUUGGAUGACGCUCCGAUCACGUGUCCAUAGGAAAUACACUCGCUAUAAAUUUUUUGGAGCUGCCUCGUCCUGCGCCGCCGACCGUAGUUGUUUUGCCGUCUCCAUACAGUGUGGCUGAAGGGUGGAAAGGUAAUAUAAUGUAAUGUACCUUGCCGUGGUCACUGACGGGUUCACGCCAGUUCACCGGGUUCACUUGAGGAGAGCUCCCACCCCCUGCUCGCCUCCUCUUCUUCUCCAAACGCAACGAUCGGAGCUAAUCCAAUAUUAUUCAUUUAUAUAUUCAUGUCGGAUUCAAUUUUUUCCCACCGACUGUUGAGCUCUUCUGCGACAUCAAGAGACUCCUUGCCAGUUAUUCAUUUCAAAGAGGAAGAUUUUCAGCACGGUGCAGGUGCUAAAUGUUGCGGAGGUUCCCUUGGAGCUGUUAAACUUGUCCAUGUGACAGGAGUCCUGCAGAGGGCAUGAAGCAACACUGUGAUAUCAUAGUGGCUGGUCCAUGACACUAAACUCCAUUAAACCCUCUCCACUCUCCACCCGCCCUCUGUUCUCAUCACACCGGACAAGCAAUCACUCACUCUCCAUCAACACAGAGCUGCACCAUGGCCAGCAAGAGGAAAUCCACGGUACCAUGCAUGAUACCAUCCAAAUCCAAACAUGUGCGUGAGGAAAUCAUACUGGGCUCGCUACCAGAACUGCUACCAACCAUCCCAGAAGACAGCAUACUCAGCAUCUCUGGAGAAAAGUCUGGCCAUUUCUCUCACAGCUCCUCCAAAUCCGACAGUGGCAGCGAGAUGCAGAAAGCAGGUGCAUACAGCUGUCCAAAGUGCCGUUUCGAGUCCAGAGAUCUAAACUACUUUUUGGAUCACAUGCACAACUGCCACUUAGACUUCAGGGCUCAGCCCACUUUCUACUGCCUGAACUGUGAGGUGUCGGUCGUCCGCUUUGAGGCUCUGGCGCUCCAUAAUGCUACCGCCCACCCUAAGGUAAUGGAGGGCUUGGUCACUGCCUCCCUGACUGUCAACAAGAGGGAUGGAGUAACCACAGUGGAGCAGAGCCUCUUCACCGAGAGCGGAGAGGACUACAGAGAAUGCUCAAUCUCCCUCACAAAAACACCUAUUGCAAAGAUGAUGAAAAGCAAGGGGGAGCACAAAAAGAUUGUGGUUUCUCACACCGUGGAGGUACGCAAGAUAGACACUGGAAAGGAUGUAGACCCCAGCAUGAUGACAAAUGUGCCUGAACUCCAAAACGGGGCUCUCAGUCUUUCUGCCGCUCCAGCUAUGCCGAGGACAACUGUCGCUCACGUGACGAGGACGACAGUGCCCAACCAAGUCUUUCACCAGCACACUCCCUCCCUUUACUCCUCCCCCUCUGAUUCCAAUAGAGACCUUCCAAAGGUGAUGAUCCCCCUCAGCAGUAUCCCCACCUACGAUGCCGCCAUGGACACCAGCAGUUUUCUCAAGACAUCCUUUGGCAAAUUCCCCUACCCGACCAAAGCCGAGCUCUGCUACCUGACGGUGGUCUCAGAGUUCCCAGAGGAGCAGAUCAAACUGUGGUUUACCGCCCAAAGGCUCAAGCAGGGCAUCAGCUGGUCUCCGGAAGAGAUCGACGAGGCCAGGAGGAAGAUGUUCAACACGGUGUUCCAGGGUGGAGCGCCGCAGAAGCAACCCGCAGUACAGCGGCACGUCAAUCACAUUGUAACCCACCACACUGUCCACGCAGGCUCAAAAGGACCAAACUUUCAGAUGGCCAAAGUUCCCUUCGGUGGUAUGAAAAGGCCUGUCGGAGCCACACAAACAAGCAUGUCAACCAACCCCAAUGUCACCAGGGUCUCGUACUCUACUCCAAUUCUCCCCCCAAGGUUCCCAUCUGUUGUCAGAACAACGCAGGUACUGACCAAGAGUGUUCAACCCACUGUGGAGCCACACAAGAGCAAUGGCCUGAGCUUGGAUAUGGCUGGAGGUGGCGUUUGUGUGAGUAGCACCAGCAGCAGUCGGAGCAGCAGUAGCAACAGUAGCUGCAGUAGCAGCAGCAGCAUCAGCAGCUAUUCCAGCAGUAGUAAUGGGGUUGAGACUCACAACAGGAAACCGGUGCAAAACAGCAGCCCAAAUAACAUCUUCGCCACUGGCCCUACCAACAUUAGCAAUAAUGAUGAGCACUGUGUUGCCAACUCCAACAGGAAAGCAAACCUUCAAAGCAGUUCGCCAAUCAGAUUGGGAGGUUCAAACGGCCCCAAGAGUCAAGUGAUCAUCGACAGCACCAGCAAAUUCACCAUCACCUGUAACAAUCACAACAACGGCAUCAUCAGUCCACAAGAGCAGGCCAGCGCCGCUGAACCGAACGACUAUCGCAUCAACAAGACCAACAACAGCAGUAUUAUCAAUGAACACCCCAGUACUCCCUGUAAUGACAGUGUCCCUAACCUGAACCAUGCCAGCAAAUCCCCAACUGAGAGCACCAGCACUUGUGUCAUUGCGAAAUCCUCUGUUUUAGACGAGGGUAAAUGCAACAAGAACGUUCCCAUAAAAGGCAUGUCGAUCCUACAGCAACUAAUCAACGACGAGAACCCAUAUGUUGGAGACAGAAGCGGCCCGGAGCUGAAGAUCAAUCCCAUCAAGAUCAACCUUAAGAGGCUGAAGAUUAACGAACCAGAUACUACGGCUGAGAUUGCACAUCGGGAUCAUAAGUCCGAGAUAGCCGAGGUGCCGUCAUUCUCACCGCCCUGGGCCAACAAGACCCCCCAGCAGCUGCACAUCCUCCGCCAGGUGUUCUCCACCACGCGCUGGCCCAGCAGUCAGCAGUACGAGGAGCUGAGCGGCCAGACGGGCCUUCCCAAGUCGGAGGUGGUGCGCUGGUUCAGCGACAGCCGCUACAGCCACAAGAACGGGCAGCCGAAGUGGCUCGAGACCUACCAACGACCACCACCACCAGUGACAGAGGAAGUGAGGAGCCACGGAGAAGCGGAUGACGAGUCGCAGAAGGACGCUCCGGCAGCCAAAAAGAAACUUGUUGAGCUCGCCGUGAACAAGCACCUUGAAGGAGAGGCAGGACUGAACGCGCGGGUUGUGUGGCAGGAUUCAUUCUCCCCGCUGCUGGGUCUGAUGGGGUCCGAGGGGAGCGUGGAUCGAGGCCGAGCUGAGGAGGCAGCGCAGCCCGUAGUCCUGCAGGACCCCUGGGCCCAGAGGGCCGAGGACCACCAGCAGCCGGAGGCCACGCAGGCACUCAUCGAACAGAGUGACGCCAAUCAGGCCAGGGAUCGCCUGAGGAUGGAGCUGCUGGAGGUGUGAUGAAGCCGGAGGAACGAGAGGUUUUUAAAAGGCUCGCUCCCCUGGACGAGGUCUAAACAAGAGUGUUCAUAAUGACAGCAGAUGUGAUUGUAGCUGGACCGAUGGACUCUGACUGUAACUGUGAAUACCCCCCAACCCUCCUCUUCCUCCUCCUCCGCCGCCUCCUCCUCCUCCUCCAUCUGCCAUCACUUCCUGCCAUCGUCAAAAGAAAGAACUUCUCACCUUUGAGUCCUGUGAUGUUUAAGCCUUUCAUGCUUCUUUGUGAUUGUGUGGGGAGGGUGCACAAUGAGGUCAGUACGAGGGAUCAAAGAAAAGAACGAGAAAAGACGCACACUGACUGGAAAACUGACUUGAAUGAGCGAAGAUAAGUAGGACCGCGAGAUAUUGUGUUUGGGUGAGAGGGAAAAAUAUAUAUAUAUAUAUAUGAUUGAAACUGCACUAAAGAGGGUUUGUACUGACUGGACAAACAAAAAGACGUGUCAAGGAAAUGUUAUUGUUGGCUUUGUGAUAUUUUUUACUUUUUUAGCAACCAGUACUUCAGCACUGCCUUGAAUUUUACUUUUUCCGUUAUUUGGUUUUUCAAUUCUAUUUACUCUUCUAUAGUCACUGUAAGUCCAGAUGCAAUCAAACAUGGUUUAUUUAGAUCUGUAUAAAUGUUAGUGAUCACUUUGCAGAACAGCUACACGCAAAAGACUAUAUACAAUGCACUAAUGAAGACAGCAAUGCUAAAAAUCACACUGCCCCACAGCACAGGUAUUGAGCGCUCGCUGGAGAUCAAUACACUACACUGCCCUGCAAACUGAACAGAGAGAAGCCUGCCACGCUAACGUUGCCUUACUCAGCUCUGUCCAUGUGUUUAUAUGACCUGUCUGUCCAUACACUUGCUUUCCAGCUAUCGUGCUGUCCUGAAAACAGAAAAAAAAGGAAAAAGACAAAAAAAUAUGCCAGUGCAUCAAUGGUCACUGUUUGUCUAUAUCUGUGAAAAGAAUCUUGUGCUGCUUUCUGUACACUUGGAGAUGUUUAACUUUAAGCUGUAAUUGUAUCAAAUAUUGUUACUGGCGAAAUGUUGUUUAAAGCGAAAUUAUCAAUUUGAUCCCUAGACACUGACAGAGUGAGAUAUUGUGCUAGCUAGAGAGCCAAAUGAGGAUUGCUCUCCUCUGAAUUUUCUUGUGUUCAUAUAAACAUACAGUCACUACAUGAAUCCUAUGAAGCUGCAUCUUUGUCAAGCUGCUAAUAGCUAAGAACGGUGCUAUACCAUCCAAAGUGAAAUUGGAGGUCAAUCUCCUACCAGCAGUGUAUGCACUUGUGUCGAAUGUUACACAUUUAUUUUGGUUUGAGAUACAUGGAAUCUGGACUUACGGUGUUAUGAUCAUUUAAAAAAAAUAAAAUAAAAAAAACUUUUAUGAAAUAGUCUGAUCAUAAAGCACUGUUGUAUCAUCCUUUCUACACUUCUGAAUCUUUACAGAAUAAACUGAAUACUCACCAAGCA
This is a messenger RNA of Trematomus bernacchii (emerald rockcod), 4771 nucleotides long. RefSeq names its product zinc fingers and homeoboxes protein 3. Bases 598 to 3282 code for a protein of 894 amino acids. Gene Ontology annotation, biological process: regulation of transcription by RNA polymerase II. Gene Ontology annotation, molecular function: DNA-binding transcription factor activity, RNA polymerase II-specific; DNA binding. The record is from RefSeq and is a predicted model, not a curated record. Gene Ontology annotation, cellular component: nucleus. The transcript is spliced from 4 exons. Lineage: Eukaryota; Metazoa; Chordata; Actinopteri; Perciformes; Nototheniidae.